AUGCAGCUCCUAAUCGCAUCGUGCGCCUCGCACCGGCUCGCGCAUCGACGAUGUGCGAUCCACAUGGAGGCGGCGCCCGGCCGAGAUCUCUCCUUCCGGGUGCGCGAGGCGUUGCUCGAUGCCGAGGAGCAGCCCUACACUGUCUGGUCGGAGCCUGGCUCGGACCGUCCACUGCGGGCAAAUCUGGACCUCCUUGUCUUUCGCGGGCGCACACUCGCGCGGCGCGGCGACAAAGACGGGGCUCGCGCCACCUACCUCCGCUGCGUCGCACUCGACCCGCUGGACGGCCGCGGGUGGCUCGCCCUCGGGCGCCUUAGCGAGCGCGAUGGCGACCCGGACGCCGCGAUCGCGAUGAUCGAGCGCGGCCUCGCGCACAACGCGGGCAACGCCUACCUCUUGCAGGCCGCGGAGCGCCCUCUCCCUCCUCCUCUUCCCCACGCCAGCACUCGCCCGCCUCGUGUGUCAGGCGGCCGCCUGCUGCUGCAGCGCCGCCGCAAGGAGGGCGCCGCCCGCCGCUGCCUCGACCUGGCGCUCGCCUGCGCGCCUCGCUCAUACUACGUGUGGCAGGUGAGCGGACAGUGGCACCGGCGGCAAGGCCAGCUCUCGAGCGCCCGCGAGGCCUUCCGCCGCUCGCUGCAGCUCAACGGCGCCAACGUCGCGACGCUGCACGCGUGGGGCGUGCUCGAGUGGCGGUGCGGGCACACCGACCUGGCGGCGACGCUCUUCCAACAGGGGCUGCACAUCCAGCCGCACAACAAGCACACGCCGCUCUUUCACGCGUGGGGCUCGAUGGAGGCGGAGGUCUCCAACGUCACCGCCGCGAGGGCGAUCUUCCAGCGAGGCGUGCAGGGCGAGGAGGAGAGCGAGGGCGAGUACGACGCCUCCGAGGCGGGGGAGGACGAGGCGGGGGAGGACGAGGCGGACGGCGCAGCCUCCGAGGCGGCCUCAGAGGGCGGCAGCGGCGGCGACCCGUCCGACUCUCUCUUUGACGACGAGUGA
Molecule: messenger RNA, 999 nt
Organism: Emiliania huxleyi CCMP1516
Lineage: Eukaryota; Haptophyta; Isochrysidales; Noelaerhabdaceae
Exons: 6
Coding region: 1-999 (332 amino acids)
Biological process (GO): mRNA processing; regulation of translation
Molecular function (GO): mRNA binding; single-stranded RNA binding; protein binding
Source: RefSeq, a predicted model, not a curated record